GUUGAGAAGUCUUUUUGGAGUGAAAGAGAAUGUCAGAGAUUGUGAACUUGUCUCCUUCUCUGAGAUCUUUAAACACAAAGAACUCACCUUUGGUUCCUCCUCGUCGAGUCUCGAGCUCGUAUUAUCAAUUAAAGUUUCUAUCUUUUCCCGGGGAGAUCAGUUUGGUAACGGGGAGAAUCCAAGCAAUCGAUGCCCGGAAGCAAGAGGUGGAUGACUCGCCGGUCUCGGUCGAGCUCGGUCCGAUAAGUAGCGAGAGCCACUUCGAUGAGGUGAUGGAGGAAGCUCAGAGGGUCGGUGAAUCAGUUGUGAUCGUCUGGAUGGCAGCUUGGUGCAGGAAAUGUAUAUACUUGAGGCCCAAACUCGAAAAGCUCGCUGCUGAGUUCUACCCAAGACUGCGGUUUUAUCAUGUUGAUGUCAACGCUGUGCCAUACAAACUUGUGUCUCGUGCAGGAGUUACGAAAAUGCCAACGAUACAGCUAUGGAGAGAUAACCAGAAACAAGCUGAAGUUAUCGGUGGCCACAAAGCCCAUUUUGUGGUUAACGAAGUGCGGGAGAUGAUAGAGAACGAUUCAAUCACUUGAAACUUAACAGUCUCAAGACUCUGCUCUCUCUCUCUCUCUUUUUUUCCCCUCUGAUUGUUUUUAGUUUUGGGAGUCAUCCUGGUUUUGAAAGACACAAUGGUAGUAGAUUUGUCGCACGUUGCAAUAUCAAACGCUUUUGGCAUCAUCUUCCUUUUUGUUACAUGUAAUUAACUACUGUAGUUACACACUGUAACCUUCCUUUUAUCGAUUUAUUCCAACAUAUAUAAAAAGUACAGCUUUUCAACA
Molecule: messenger RNA, 827 nt
Organism: Brassica oleracea var. oleracea
Lineage: Eukaryota; Viridiplantae; Streptophyta; Magnoliopsida; Brassicales; Brassicaceae
Product: thioredoxin-like 3-2, chloroplastic
Exons: 5
Coding region: 30-581 (183 amino acids)
Cellular component (GO): chloroplast stroma
Source: RefSeq, a predicted model, not a curated record